Molecule: messenger RNA, 4243 nt
Organism: Suncus etruscus (white-toothed pygmy shrew)
Lineage: Eukaryota; Metazoa; Chordata; Mammalia; Eulipotyphla; Soricidae
Gene: ATP13A4
Product: ATPase 13A4
Exons: 30
Coding region: 257-3850 (1197 amino acids)
Biological process (GO): polyamine transmembrane transport; intracellular calcium ion homeostasis
Cellular component (GO): late endosome membrane
Molecular function (GO): ATPase-coupled monoatomic cation transmembrane transporter activity; ATP binding; ATP hydrolysis activity
Source: RefSeq, a predicted model, not a curated record
GGAGCAGCUGCCUUCAGGGCAGCUGUGAAAGAUGGCAAUAAGCUGGGAGCAGGCAGAAGUAUUCCUCUAGCAAGGUUAACUUGUGGGAGGAGUUCAGUUUGCUAAGUAUUGUCUGAGAGAAGGUGUGCUCUCCAGAAGGAGUUUUAACCUGUAAGAUCAUUAACUCUUUCAGUCAGCUGGCGAGCAGCAGUGGCUGUACAAGCUCGUCCUGGAAGCUUCUACUCUGGAAAGUCAGGGAGGAGUGGAAUAAUCUUUCAUGGGGGACCACUUUGAGGAGGGUCAUCAGGCUUUGCUCAAUGAAGGAGAAGAGAAUGAGAUGGAGAUAUUUGGCUACCAGACUCAAGGCUGCCGGAAAACCCUCUGCCUUGCUGGGUCCAUCUUCUCCUUUGGGAUUCUCCCCUUGAUAUUGUACUGGAGACCUUCUUGGCAUGUGUGGGCCAAUUGCAUCCCAUGUUCCUUACAAGAAGCAGACAUUGUAUUGCUGAGGACAACAGACGAAUUCCAAACUUACUCCUGGAAAAAGGUAAUGUGGAUCUACCUGUCAUCAUUGCACAGCACAUUUGGUCUCACUCCCGACCACCCUCUCAUUACAGAUGAGGAGUUUAUCAUAAAUAGAGCCAUUAAAAAACCUGACCUCAAGGUGAGAUAUAUAAAAGUGCAAAAAAUAAGAUAUGUUUGGAACAACUUAGAAGGACAGUUCCAAAAAGUUGGUUCUUUGGAAGACUGGCUUAGUUCUGGCAAGAUACAUCUCAAGUUUGGAUCAGGUCUAACAAGAGAAGAACAAGAGAUUAGGAGGUUAAUAUGUGGACCUAAUACUAUUGAUGUUGAAAUCACACCAAUUUGGAAACUACUCAUCAAGGAGGUUUUAAAUCCAUUUUACAUAUUUCAACUCUUCAGUGUCUGUUUGUGGUUUAGUGAAGACUAUAAGGAAUAUGCUUUUGCCAUCAUACUCAUGUCAGUCAUUUCGAUAGCUUUGACGGUAUAUGAUCUCAGAGAGCAAUCUGUGAGGCUCCACCGUCUAGUUGAGUCACACAACUGUAUUACCAUUUCAAUAUGUGAGAGGAAAGCUGGAGUUCAAGAGAUGGAAUCACGCUUCCUGGUACCUGGAGAUCUGUUAAUUUUGACAGGGAACAAAGUACAGAUGCCAUGUGAUGCCAUUCUGAUGGAUGGAAGCUGUGUGGUAAAUGAAGGCAUGCUGACAGGAGAAAGCAUUCCAGUGACUAAAACUCCCUUGCCCAAGAUGGAUACCUCAGUGUCUUGGAAGACACAGAAUGAAGUGGAUUAUAAACGGCAUGUCCUCUUCUGUGGAACAGAGGUGAUCCAGGCCAACAAAACCUGUUCCGGGAUUGUCAGUGCAGUGGUCCUACAGACUGGAUUCAACACUGCAAAAGGAGACCUUGUGAGAUCCAUUCUCUACCCCAAGCCUAUGAAUUUUAAGCUCUACAGGGAUGCUAUCAGAUUUCUCCUGUGCCUCGUGGGAACAGCCACCAUCGGGAUGAUCUAUACUUUGUGUGUCUAUGUGCUGAGUGGGGAAUCUCCUGAAGAGGUGGUGAAGAAAGCUCUGGAUGUCAUCACAAUUGCAGUUCCUCCUGCUCUACCUGCAGCUCUCACCACGGGUAUUAUCUAUGCUCAGAGGAGGCUGAAAAAGAAAGGCAUAUUUUGCAUCAGCCCCCAAAGAAUCAAUGUUUGUGGACAAUUAAACCUUGUUUGCUUUGACAAGACAGGCACCCUAACAAGAGAAGGCUUAGAUCUCUGGGGAGUUCUGCCUUGCGAUAGGAAUGGUUUCCAGGAGGUUCAUAGCUUUGCCUCUGGCAAGGCUUUGCCAUGGAGCCCACUGUUUGCAGCCAUGACCAGCUGCCACUCUCUCAUCCUUCUGGAUGGGACCAUCCAGGGAGACCCACUGGACCUCAAAAUGUUUGAAGCCACCACCUGGGAAAUGGCCAAAUCUGGGUUUGAUUUUCAUGUCAAGGGAGUACCAGCCCAUGCUUUGAUUGUUAAGCCCUGCAGAACAACCAGCCAGGUCCCAGUGGAAGGAAUUGCCAUCCUGCAUCAGUUCCCAUUCUCAUCAGCACUGCAGAGGAUGACAGCCAUUGUCCAAGAGAUGGGAGGUGACCGGCUGGUUUUCAUGAAAGGCGCACCAGAGAUGGUAGCUAGCUUUUGUCAAGCUGAUACAGUACCAACUAGUUUUGUUAGUGAGCUUCAGACUUAUACGACACAAGGCUUCAGGGUCAUAGCACUGGCCUAUAAGAAGCUGGAACUAGAUCACCAUACCACUGCUUUGAAGAGGGACAAGGUAGAAUCAAACCUGAUAUUUUUGGGAUUGCUGAUCUUGGAGAAUCGGUUAAAGGAGGAGACAAAACCUGUCCUGGAAGAACUCAUCUCAGCCCAAAUAAGGACUGUCAUGAUCACAGGUGACAAUCUUCAGACAGCAAUAACAGUGGCCAAAAAGUCUGGAAUGGUUUCUGAAAGCCAGAAGGUGAUUCUAAUUGAGGCAAAUGAAGCCACCAUGUUCUCUUCUCCAUCAAUAUCUUGGAAAUUAGUAGAAGAGAAGAAAAACAUUGCAUAUGGGAAUCAGGACAGUUAUAUCAACAUCAGAGAAGAAGUUUCUGGUAAUGGCAGAGAAGGAAAUUAUCAUUUUGCCUUAAGUGGAAAAUCCUUCCAGGUUAUAAGUCAACAUUUCAGCAGCCUACUGCCAAAGAUACUGAUCAAUGGAACCAUCUUUGCAAGAAUGUCUCCUGGACAGAAGUCCAGCCUGGUGGAAGAAUUUCAGAAACUGGAUUACUUUGUAGGUAUGUGUGGCGAUGGAGCCAAUGACUGUGGGGCCUUGAAAAUGGCUCAUGUAGGCAUCUCUUUAUCAGAACAGGAAGCUUCUGUGGCUUCGCCCUUUACUUCCAAAACACCAAACAUUGAAUGUGUACCUCAACUUAUCAAGGAAGGACGUGCUGCGCUGGUUACUUCAUUUUGUAUGUUUAAGUACAUGGCUCUGUACAGCAUGAUUCAGUAUGUUGGUGUUCUGCUGCUCUACUGGAAUACAAACAGCCUUUCAAAUUACCAGUUUCUGUUCCAGGAUCUGGCCAUCACAACUCUUAUUGGUGUGACAAUGAAUUUGAAUGGUGCCUACCCCAAGCUGGCUCCCUUUAGACCUGCAGGACGGCUAAUCUCCCCACCUCUGCUGCUCUCCGUGAUUUUCAACAUUCUCCUCAGCCUGGCCAUGCACAUUGUGGGCUUCAUUCUGGUUCAGAGACAGCCCUGGUAUUCUGCAGAGAAGCACAGUGCCUGCACAGAACUCAAUGAAACCAUCUCAAAGUUAAAUAUUUCUUCAGCCACUCCAGAAAAUAUUGGAAGUAAUGAUGUUUUUCCAAGUUUUGAAAACACUACUAUAUGGUUCUUGGGAACCAUCAACUAUAUCAUUGUGGCUUUUAUUUUCUCGAAAGGAAAACCAUUUCGACAACCCACCAAUAGAAAUUACAUAUUUAUCCUUGUCUUGGUCAUACAGCUGGGUGUGUGUCUAUUCAUUCUAUUUGCUGAUAUUCCAGAAUUAUAUGAACGUUUGGAUCUGCUAUGCACUCCCGUCCUGUGGAGAAUCUACAUUGUCAUCAUGCUUGGCUCCAAUUUUAUUGUGUCCCUUGUGGUGGAGGAGACCAUUAUUGAAAACCAAACACUGUGGAGGCUAAUCAAAAGAUGUUUUGGCUAUCAAUCAAAAAACCAGUAUCGGAUAUGGCAGAGAGUCUUGGCAAAUGACUCCACUUGGCCCCCAAUAAACCAAACCAUCUACUCUGACAGACCGAGAUGUGGCAGGGGAGUGUCUUACAGCAAUCCUGUUUUUGAGAGCAAUGAGGAACAUCUGUGAAACAAGAUCACUUCCAAGUGGCUGGAAAAAAAAGAAAUAAUGACUAAUGAAACCAAUUUCUUUACAUUUUAAGCAACAAAACUCUUAAGCAGCAAGUAUCAGUUGGAGUUUUUGAAAUCAAAAAUCAUUCAAUCAUGGUGGCUAAUUAAAAUCUGUUGAUAAAAUAGUUUCUACAGAUCAGAACACUGCCCAGAAGAAUUCUUUCCUCUUGGCUUCUGAAAGUACCUGAGAUGUCUAGUGAAUCUUAAAUGAGCCAAGGAUAACACCGGGCCAAGAUAUUGAGAGGCUAAAGGAGGAGAAUAUAUUCUUUCUUCUCAGAUAAUAUAUUUUUAAAUGAAGAAAUUAGCACUAUGUAUAAUCAUAGAAUUGAACCCAUAAAAGAUCUCAAAGAUC